AUGUAUCAUGAUCAUACUGACCAUUCGAUAGAAACUAUCCGUCGAGAUAGUCAAGUGUUGAGCCACCUUCCAAAAUUAAUGGUGGUUAAUCGUGGGGAAAUAGCUAUUCGUAUUUUUCGAACUGCUCAUGAACUUUCAAUGAGAACUGUCGCUAUUUUCAGUCAUGAAGACCGUUUAUCAACGCACCGUUAUAAAGCUGAUGAAGCCUAUCAAAUAGGUGAUCCUAGCAACCAUACUCCUGUCGGUGCUUAUCUUGCUCAAGAUGAAAUCAUUCGUAUCGCAAAAUCAAAAGGUAUAUCGAUGAUUCAUCCGGGUUACGGUUUUCUUUCGGAAAAUGCCAGUUUUGCAAGAAAAGUUGAAGAGGCUGGAAUCGCUUAUGUUGGUCCUACUCCCGAUGUUAUUGAAAAAUUGGGUGACAAAACGAAAGCAAGAGAAAUUGAAACGACGGCACCCAUAGAUGGUUGA
This is a messenger RNA of Racocetra persica, 465 nucleotides long. NCBI's taxonomy places the organism in Eukaryota, Fungi, Glomeromycota, Glomeromycetes, Diversisporales, Gigasporaceae. The record is from the annotation of a GenBank genome assembly.